CUUCAUUAUGUUCACAGUACUCCUGGGGGUUCAGGCUCUGUGAAUCCCCCCGUGGUGAGCACAGUUUAUGCCUACAUUGGCACUCCACCUGCACAACGCCAGAUUGCUUCAUUGGUUUGGCGCCUGGGACCUACCCAUUUUCUAGAAGAAGUUUUACCUCCUUCAAAUAUUACUACCAUUUAUGAACUUGGACCAAAUUAUGUUGGAAGCUUUCAGGCUGUGUGCAUGCCAUGUAAAGAUGCAAAAUCCGAAGGUGUUAUCCCUUCUCCUGUGUCGUUAGUUCCAGAAGAAAAGGUGUCCUUUGGUCUCUAUGCACUAUCUGUGUCCUCCUUGACAGUAGCGAGAAUCCGGAAAGUGUAUAACAAGUUGGAUAGCAAAGCCAUUGCUAAACAGUUAGGCAUUUCCUCCCACGAGAAUGCCACCCCUGUGAAGUUGAUACACAAUUCAGCAGGACACCUUAAUGGACCUGCACGGACAAUUGGGGCUACUCUGAUUGGAUAUUUGGGAGUAAGAACAUUUGUUCCUAAGCCUGUUGCCACUACUUUGCAGUACAUUGGUGGAGCUGCAGCCAUCCUGGGCCUAGUGGCCAUGGCCUCUGAUGUGGAAGGGUUAUAUGCAGCGGUCAAGGCCCUGGUUUGUGUGGUCAAGAGUAACCCACUGGCCAGCAAAGAAAUGGAAAGAAUCAAGGGCUACCAGUUACUGGCAAUGCUGCUUAAAAAGAAACGUUCCCUUCUUAAUAGCCACAUCCUCCAUCUAACUUUCUCCUUGGUGGGAACUGUUGAUAGUGGACAUGAGACCUCCAUUAUUCCCAAUUCAACUGCUUUCCAGGACCUGCUUUGUGAUUUUGAAGUCUGGCUCCAUGCACCAUAUGAACUCCAUCUUUCCUUAUUUGAACACUUUAUUGAACUGCUCACUGAGUCCAGUGAAGCUUCCAAGAAUGCCAAGUUAAUGAGGGAAUUCCAGUUAAUCCCAAAGCUUCUAUUGACCCUUCGAGAUAUGUCUUUAUCCCAGCCUACCAUUGCUGCUAUCAGUAAUGUGCUGAGCUUCUUGCUACAAGGUUUUCCCAACAGCAAUGAUCUGCUCAGAUUUGGCCAGUUUAUUUCUUCUACUUUGCCAACCUUUGCAGUUUGUGAGAAAUUUGUAGUUAUGGAAAUAAAUAAUGAAGAGAAACUUGACCUGGGAACUGAGGAAGAGUUUGGAGGUCUUGUAUCUGCUAAUCUCAUACUUUUGAGGAACAGACUUCUAGAUAUCUUGCUAAAACUAGUUUAUACAUCUAAAGAAAAAACAAGCAUUAACUUUCAAGCUUGUGAAGAACUGGUCAAGACACUGGGUUUUGACUGGAUUAUGAUGUUUAUGGAGGAACAUUUGCAUUCCACCACAGUGACAGCAGCCAUGAGGAUUCUUGUUGUCCUGCUGAGUAAUCAGUCUAUUCUCAUCAAGUUUAAAGAAGGACUCAGUGGUGGAGGAUGGCUUGAACAGACAGAUUCUGUCUUAACCAAUAAGAUCGGAACUGUAUUAGGAUUCAAUGUGGGCAGGAGUGCCGGUGGGAGAUCAUCGGUCAGGGAGAUUAACCGGGAUGCUUGUCAUUUUCCUGGUUUUCCAGUUCUUCAGUCCUUCCUUCCUAAACAUACUAAUGUCCCUGCCCUCUAUUUUCUCCUCAUGGCAUUGUUUCUGCAGCAGCCAGUUAGUGAGCUGCCUGAGAACCUGCAGGUCAGUGUGCCUGUCAUCAGCAGCCGAUAUAAGCAGGGUGGCCAGUUUGAUUUGGAUUCUAUCUGGACAUUUAUUUUUGGAGUUCCUGCCUCCAGUGGAACUGUAGUUUCUUCUAUCCACAACGUAUGUACAGAAGCUGCUUUUUUAUUGUUGGGAAUGCUCCGCAGCAUGCUGAAUUCCCCUUGGCAAUCAGAAGAAGAGGGGUCUUGGCUCCGGGAAUAUCCAGUGACCCUGAUGCAGUUCUUUAGAUAUUUAUAUCACAAUGUUCCAGACCUUGCCUCCAUGUGGAUGAGCCCUGAUUUCCUGUGUGCCUUAGCAGCAACUGUCUUCCCCUUCAAUAUUCGCCCUUACUCAGAGAUGGUGACUGAUCUUGAUGAUGAAGUUGGAUCUCCAGCUGAAGAGUUUAAAGCCUUUGCCGCAGAUACAGGGAUGAACAGGAGCCAAUCAGAAUACUGCAAUGUGGGCACCAAGACGUAUCUGACCAAUCACCCAGCUAAAAAGUUUGUUUUUGACUUCAUGCGGGUCUUAAUAAUAGACAACCUCUGUCUUACCCCUGCCAGCAAGCAGACUCCAUUAAUUGAUCUUUUGUUGGAGGCUUCACCUGAAAGAUCUACAAGAACUCAGCAAAAAGAAUUUCAGACUUACAUUUUGGAUAGUGUAAUGGACCAUUUGCUUGCAGCUGAUGUGUUAUUGGGGGAAGAUGCAUCUCUGCCUAUUACCAGUGGAGGAAGCUACCAGGUAUUGGUGAACAAUGUGUUUUAUUUCACACAACGUGUGGUGGACAAGCUUUGGCAAGGCAUGUUCAACAAAGAAUCUAAACUUCUUAUAGAUUUUAUAAUUCAACUAAUUGCACAGUCAAAGAGAAGAUCACAGGGAUUGUCUCUGGAUGCAGUUUAUCACUGCCUCAAUAGAACCAUCUUGUACCAGUUCUCGCGGGCACACAAAACUGUCCCUCAGCAAGUUGCUCUCCUUGAUUCGCUCAGGGUCCUUACUUUGAACAGGAAUUUGAUCCUGGGGCCUGGGAACCAUGACCAGGAAUUCAUUAGCUGUCUGGCUCAUUGCUUGAUUAAUCUACAUGCUGGGAGCAACGUGGAUGGAUUUGGACUGGAAGCAGAAGCCCGCAUGACUACAUGGCACAUUAUGAUCCCCUCUGACAUUGAACCAGAUGGUGGAUACAGCCAAGAUAUUAGUGAAGGGCGUCAGCUUCUCAUAAAAGCUGUCAACAGAGUGUGGACUGAGUUGAUACAUAGUAAGAAACAAGUCUUGGAGGAGCUUUUCAAAGUAACUCUGCCUGUGAAUGAAAGGGGUCAUGUGGACAUCGCUAUAGCAAGGCCACUCAUAGAAGAAGCUGGUUUGAAAUGCUGGCAGAAUCAUUUGACCCAUGAGAAGAAAUGCAUAAGUCGAGGAGAAGCAUUAGUACCCACCACACAAUCCAAAUUGUCCCGUGUCAGCAGUGGCUUUGGUCUUUCCAAGUUAACAGGAUCAAGAAGGAAUCGAAAGGAAAGUGGUCUUAAUAAACACAGUCUUUCUACCCAGGAGAUUUCUCAGUGGAUGUUUACUCAUAUCGCUGUUGUUCGUGACUUAGUUGAUACACAGUAUAAGGAAUAUCAAGAGCGUCAGCAGAAUGCUCUGAAGUAUGUGACAGAGGAGUGGUGCCAGAUUGAGUGUGAGCUGUUGCGGGAGCGAGGGUUAUGGGGUCCCCCCAUUGGUUCCCAUCUAGACAAAUGGAUGUUGGAGAUGACAGAAGGACCCUGCAGAAUGAGGAAAAAAAUGGUGCGAAAUGAUAUGUUUUAUAACCAUUACCCCUAUGUGCCAGAAACAGAACAAGAGACAAAUGUGGCGUCUGAGAUCCCAAGUAAACAACCUGAGACACCUGAUGAUAUCAUUCCUCAAAAGAAACCUGCCCGAUACAGAAGAGCCAUAAGUUAUGACAGUAAAGAAUACUACAUGCGACUGGCCUCUGGCAAUCCAGCCAUUGUCCAGGAUGCCAUAGUAGAGAGUACCGAAGGUGAAGCCACUCAGCAAGAGCCAGAGCAUGGUGAAGAUACGAUUGCUAAAGUCAAAGGUCUAGUCAAGCCUCCUCUAAAACGCUCUCGUUCUGCACCUGAUGGAGGAGAUGAGGAGAACCAGGAGCAACUACAAGACCAGAUUGCUGAGAGCAGCUCUAUGGAGGGGGAGGAAAAAACAGACAAUGCCACCUUACUGCGCCUAUUAGAGGAAGGAGAAAAGAUCCAGCAUAUGUACCGUUGCGCUCGAGUCCAGGGCCUAGAUACCAGUGAGGGGCUGCUACUUUUUGGUAAAGAACACUUUUAUGUGAUUGAUGGAUUUACCAUGACAGCAACGAGGGAAAUAAGAGAUAUUGAAACUUUACCUCCAAAUAUGCAUGAACCAAUUAUCCCUAGAGGAGCCAGGCAAGGGCCCAGUCAACUCAAGAGAACAUGCAGCAUUUUUGCAUAUGAGGAUAUCAAGGAAGUGCAUAAAAGGAGGUAUCUCCUACAGCCUAUUGCAGUUGAAGUUUUCUCUGGUGAUGGGCGAAAUUAUCUCCUUGCUUUCCAAAAAGGAAUUCGGAACAAAGUCUACCAAAGGUUUUUGGCAGUAGUGCCAUCUCUAACUGACAGUUCAGAAUCUGUGUCUGGGCAGCGGCCGAACACUAGUGUGGAGCAGGGAUCUGGGCUGCUUAGCACAUUGGUUGGAGAGAAGUCUGUGACUCAGAGAUGGGAGAGAGGUGAAAUCAGCAACUUCCAGUAUUUGAUGCACUUGAACACUUUGGCUGGCAGAUCAUACAAUGAUCUCAUGCAGUAUCCUGUCUUUCCCUGGAUCCUCGCAGAUUACGACUCAGAGGAGGUAGAUCUUACUAAUCCCAAGACAUUUAGAAACCUGGCUAAGCCAAUGGGAGCACAAACAGAUGAACGGUUAGCUCAGUAUAAGAAGCGUUAUAAAGACUGGGAGGAUCCUAAUGGAGAAACCCCAGCGUACCACUAUGGAACCCACUAUUCAUCUGCAAUGAUCGUAGCCUCAUACCUUGUAAGGAUGGAGCCUUUCACACAAAUAUUCUUAAGGCUACAGGGUGGCCACUUUGACCUGGCUGACCGGAUGUUUCACAGUGUGCGCGAGGCCUGGUAUUCAGCAUCAAAGCACAACAUGGCAGACGUAAAAGAACUUAUCCCAGAAUUUUUUUACUUACCAGAAUUCCUGUUCAAUUCCAACAACUUUGAUCUAGGCUGUAAACAAAAUGGCACCAAGCUUGGAGAUGUUAUCCUUCCACCUUGGGCCAAAGGGGACCCACGAGAAUUCAUUCGAGUCCACCGUGAGGCUUUGGAGUGUGAUUAUGUGAGUGCCCAUCUGCAUGAGUGGAUUGAUUUAAUCUUUGGCUACAAACAGCAGGGUCCUGCUGCAGUAGAAGCUGUGAAUGUCUUCCAUCACCUUUUUUAUGAGGGUCAAGUGGAUAUCUACAAUAUAAAUGAUCCACUGAAGGAGACGGCCACCAUCGGCUUCAUUAAUAACUUUGGUCAGAUCCCUAAACAGUUAUUUAAAAAACCUCAUCCACCAAAACGAGUGAGGAGUCGACUCAAUGGAGACAGUGCAGGAAUCUCAGUCCCACCAGGAUCCACGAGUGACAAGAUCUUUUUCCAUCACCUAGACAACCUGAGGCCUUCCCUAACACCCAUAAAAGAACUCAAAGAGCCUGUGGGACAAAUAGUAUGUACGGAUAAAGGUAUUCUUGCAGUAGAACAGAAUAAGGUUCUUAUCCCACCAACCUGGAACAAAACUUUUGCUUGGGGCUAUGCAGACCUCAGCUGCAGACUGGGAACCUAUGAAUCAGACAAGGCAGUAACUGUUUAUGAAUGUUUGUCAGAGUGGGGCCAGAUUCUCUGUGCAAUUUGCCCCAACCCCAAGCUGGUCAUUACAGGUGGAACAAGCACGGUUGUGUGUGUGUGGGAGAUGGGCACCUCAAAAGAAAAGGCGAAGACCCUCACGCUCAAGCAGGCCUUACUUGGCCACACUGAUACUGUCACCUGUGCCACAGCAUCACUAGCCUAUCACAUAAUUGUCAGUGGGUCCCGUGACCGGACAUGCAUUAUUUGGGAUUUGAAUAAACUGUCAUUUCUAACCCAGCUACGAGGCCAUCGAGCUCCGGUUUCUACUCUUUGUAUCAAUGAAUUAACAGGGGACAUUGUGUCCUGCGCUGGCACAUACAUCCAUGUGUGGAGCAUUAACGGGAACCCUAUCAUGAGUGUAAACACGUUCACAGGUUGGAGCCAGCAGAUCGUCUGCUGCUGCGUGUCAGAGAUGAACGAAUGGGACACACAGAAUGUCAUAGUAACAGGACACUCAAAUGGAGAGGUUCGGUUUUGGAGAAUGGAAUUUCUGCAAGUUCCUGAAACACCAGCUCCUGAACCUGAGGAAGUCCUAGAAAUGCAGGAAGACUGUCCAGAAGCACAAAUAGGGCAGGAAGCUCAAGAUGAGGACAGCAGUGAUUCAGAAGCAGAUGAGCAGAGCAUCAGCCAGGAACCUAAGGACACUCCUAGCCAGCCCAGCAGCACCAGCCACAGACCUCGGGCAGCCUCCUGCAGAGCAACAGCCACCUGGUGCAAUGACAGUGGCUCUGAUGACUCCAGGCGCUGGUCUGACCAGCUCAGUCUAGAUGAGAAAGAUGGCUUCAUCUUUGUCAACUAUUCGGAGGGCCAGAGCAGAACCCAUGUACAGGGCCCCAUUAGCCACCCACAUCCCAAUCCUAUGGAAGCACGAAAUUACAACAGAUUGAAACCUGGGUACCGGUGGGAACGGCAGCUGGUAUUCAGGCAUAAGUUCACUAUGCACACAGCCUUCAUUCGAAGGGACAACACACACCCAGCUGAAGUCACCGCACUUGGCAUCUCCAAGGACCACAGCAGGAUCCUCGUUGGUGAUAGUCGAGGCCGAGUCUUCAGCUGGUCUGUGAGUGACCAGCCAGGCCGCUCUGCUGCUGACCAUUGGGUGAAGGACGAAGGCAGUGACAGCUGCUCCAACUGCUCUGUGCGGUUUUCUCUCACAGAAAGGCGACACCAUUGCAGGAACUGUGGACAGCUCUUCUGCCAGAAGUGCAGUCGAUUUCAAUCAGAAAUCAAACGCUUGAAAAUCUCAUCCCCAGUGCGUGUUUGUCAAAACUGUUAUUAUAACUUACAGCAUGAGAGGGGUUCAGAAGAUGGGCCUCGAAAUUGUUGAAGAUUGAACAAGCUGAUUAGAGACCACAGACCCCUCUCAGAUUCCCCUGUCACAGCUCGGAAGGCAUCAGAAACAGUCUCCGUUUACACAUCUCUUCAUACCACAUGGUUGAAGUGUUGAAUUCAAAGGGAUCAUUGAAUAAACGGGUGUAGAGUACAGUACCGGGGCAGACACUAUUCAGGUGGACAGCGCAAGAAGAAUACAAGGUGGUUCCUAGGAACGACAUUUUCAAUAUCCAGUUCUCCCAGAUAACAGUAGCUGUCUCCAAGAGAAAAAUCCUCACUUAAUAACUGUCUUUUCCUGCAUCUCAUUUUUAUAGAGCUAUCCAUCCUUAUUUGGAAAAACCAACAAAAACAAAAAAGGCUUUUAGAAAAUGGUUGUAAAUCUGACUCCUUUGCAAGUAACUGUGUAUAUUGUAAAUAGGUAUAAAGGCCUUUUUUUCUAAAUAAGGACCUAACUGCCUGUAACAUGAGACUUCAAACUAAACCACUAACACAAAGAACUACUUAUGGUUUGUCUAACAUCUCUCACUUACCAACUGAUUAUAAAUGUUUUUUUAAAAUCCUCAAAGACAUUAUCUGUGUUUUUUUUCUUUUCUUUUCAAACCCAGCCUGUGUGCCUGAUGUCAUUUCUUUCAAGUUGCCCACAGUAUCUCCACUUAAACUAGGCUAAUAACCAAAAUAAUGUGGACCUUCUUUAGGAAACAGUGUGGGAGAAUAGAAGUCCAGCCGUGAGAUAACCUGGAAAUAUUAGGGCGUCUUGUACCUGGCUAUGCACCACCUCAGUGUUGCUCUUAUGUAACAAGGCCCCUUAAACUUGUGUGUGGACUGCUGUUUGGUCAAGGCAUAUAUUCUUAGUGUUGCAUAAAGGUGGUCAGGUGACUGAUGUAGUGCAGGAAGCAGCCCUGCCUCAAUUAAUGGAAUAUAUUUGCAUGUGACCCCAAAUUAGCUUUCUUGCAUAGAACAUAAUAAGUAUGUGUCUUUGGUGAUACUAAUGUUCUACUAUAACAUAUUUUCAAAAAAAAAGGUUAAAAAAAGUGUACAGAAUUAAAAUUUAAACCUGUGUAAAACUGGAUCAUGUCAGAACUGCUUAAAAUUAACCUUUACCAUUUAAUGCCAUCUACCUGAAAAUGGUGAGAUUUAUACUGUAUCAAUGUCUAUUUUUUUGUUUUUGCUAUGAAUAUAAUUACAGUAUUUUAAUAUUUAGUUAUUUAAUUUGUUCUACUAGUUGGAUACAGAACACACAAAUCCAGGGGGGUUAAAGCUGGCGGGGGCUAAGAGAUUAAGUUUAGUUUACAGAAAAGAAAGGCUUUGGUGGUGGGGUUUUUUUAAAUGUGUGUUAUGUACAUAAAUAUAAAUAUAUAUAUAAAAUCAAAUGAAACAAUUACUCUAGAUUUUAACAUUUUCAGAUACUUAGUAAUAAUAUUAUGAACAAUUCUAAAAGCCCUGUGAUUUGAAAAAUGUAGAAUCAUUAAUGGCCCCAAAAAGGAAGGACAGGCCUUCACACCCUCAUGGAGGCAUCAUACAGAGGACAGUGGCUUUGGCUAUCCCAACUUUUCAUCUUUAGGCCCUGGUAACAGGCACACUUAUGCACUAAAAUGCACAUAUAUGUACAUGCAUUCAAAACUAGGCAUUUGGUACAACAAUGAUCUUGUACCUAAUGGGCUGAAACCAGCUUAAGAACAGAUUUGUUCUUCCUGAUAACUAGGUCUCCAAGAGAAAUAGAAAGGCUGCUUUAGUGCCUUAUGCUACUAAAUUUAAGUCUUUAUUUACCUAAGUUUGAGCCUACAGUCUACUUAUGAUUACAUAUCAGAUCUGAUUAAAACACUUCCAUUUCUAAAGGUUCAGAUACACUUGUUAAUAAAAGGAUUAUUGGCAUUAAUAAUUUCACUUGAAGAGAAGUCGUGUUCUGCUUUCCUUUCUGUGUCUCACUCCUCGCCCUUCCCCAUCUCCAUCUUAUUCCCAUUCUAGAAAACAAUGCUGAUGUUCACCAGUUGCAGAAACUGUGCUGUCACACAGUACCGGGCUGCCUGCCUGCCCUCUGGAUGCAUUGUAGCAGUGUUAUUCUACACUUUUUUAAAAAAGAAGCACCCUCCUUUUGUCCACGACCAUGUUUACCCCAUAUCCAAUGGCAGAGGUGUUCCUUAAAGACUUGAAUAUAGGAAUGUGUGUGUGUGUAGUCACUUAAAGGUUAUUCCUGUAUGUAGUCCAAAGUUAUAUGGGAUGAACACUUUGAAACUUUCCAACACAACUUCCAUAAUAGAAGGUGGAAACCAAAACCCUCAUGAUAGUAUUUCCUCUGGCAGCUGGUGCUGUGGGCAACUGUUUUGUUCAAUCUAGUUUAUUUUCUUUUUGCUUCCGAGGCAGAAAUCAUAGAAUCACUCACACAUACAAGUACACUCACGCACAUAAAUUAAUUAUUUCUCUGGGUAUCUUCUGUGUUCUAUGUAAAUUUGUUUACCAACACAUAUUCUCAGUGUGUACAUCCACCUUUGUGUGGUCUGCAUUCUUUCUCUGCGAGUACCUCACAGGGCUCCUGCCUGAUCUUCGUAGUUUUAUUUGUUCGUCCAUCCUUCCCAUCCACCCACUUAUUUGUCCAUGUACUCUAACAUUUGUGUGUAGCGUGCAAGUGUGAUGUCAUGCUUUUGAAGAAGAGAAUAGCUGCCCAUAGCAGCCAUCCGU
Molecule: messenger RNA, 9596 nt
Organism: Urocitellus parryii (Arctic ground squirrel)
Lineage: Eukaryota; Metazoa; Chordata; Mammalia; Rodentia; Sciuridae
Source: RefSeq, a predicted model, not a curated record